UUAAACGUAUGCAAUUUUUCAAUGACACAAACAAAACCUGCGCUGCAGUUUUGAAUAUUUUGAAAUCUUAACUUUAUUUGUUUUAUUUGUUUAAACCAGCCAUAAAAUAAUUCGACGUGCACUAAAAUCAUAUUUUCGAAUUAAAAGUCACAAAUUCUCCUUAGGUUAUGUACUCAAGUGCAUGACUAGCGGAACCUUUUACGGUGACAUUUGAUUCCGACCGUGACACUGAUUUGUUGAACGCGACUACUUCCGGUUACUAAAUCGCUCCGCGGAAAUGAUUGAAGUCACAGCAAAGUAAUCUGCGCAGCAUUCCACUCAUUUAUAUUUCUGCUUAAAACAUUAAACUUUAUUACGUCGUUUGUUGGGUGUAAGUGUGAAACUCAUUUAUGGAGGAGGAACCGACUAUCAUGUGAGCUGGGCAGUUUAUUUACUCUGACAGCGGCAGGUGUGUGUGUGAGUGUGUAUGUUUGUCUGCUGGUAUGCUGACGUUAGCCAGUAAGCUGAAGAGGGAGGAGGGGGUCAGGGCCGGCCGGAACCAUGCAGGAUCCAACGAUGCCUCUCACAGAGUGUCCAUCAGGGACCGACUGCUUAUCAAAGAGGUCGCUGAACUGGAGUCCCACCUUCCAAGCACCUGUAAAGUGACUUUUCCAGAUGAGAAUAAGCUCCAUCACUUCCAGUUGGCCAUUUCCCCAGAUGAAGGCUAUUACCUUGGCGGAAAGUUCCAGUUCGAGAUCGAAGUCCCUGAAGCUUAUAAUAUGGUGCCUCCCAAAGUCAAGUGCUUGACUAGAAUAUGGCACCCAAACAUCGCAGAGACCGGCGAGAUCUGUCUAAGUUUAUUGCGAGAACACUCAAUUGAUGGCACUGGAUGGGCGCCGACGCGUACAUUAAAGGAUGUUGUAUGGGGAUUGAAUUCCCUGUUCACUGAUCUUCUUAACUUCGAUGAUCCACUGAAUAUAGAUGCAGCAGAGCAUCAUCUGCGAGAUAAGGAUGACUUCAGGAACAAAGUUCAGGACUUCAUCAAAAACUAUGCAAGAUAAUGUCUCUGUUUGCCAUGCAGACCCCUCUCAAGUGCAUGCGACUCUGCAGAUGUGCACAGACCCCGUGCAUCCUCACUGCAGAAGAGACUAAAUCUCAAACUUUUAAUGUAUCUUGGGGUAAGAAGAAAACUAUUACGUGUACGAAAUGACAGAUCAGGAUUCUGGGGGACGGAGGGAGGUUGUGGGAUACUCCUGCAGGAUCUUUUCAAUCAAGGUUGCUUUUACAUCCCCCCCACAAAGAGAAAAGAAAGUUGAAAAGACUGGAAAUGAGGAUGUUGAACCUCUCUGAUGUCGCCUCCAAUGCUAGUGCCUCUGUGUUCUUGCCACAUAAAACUGGACGUUUGAUUUAAGCCAAUUUCUGCCGUCUGCUUCGUCCAACUUGACAAACACUGAAAUGUAUUCGUUUGCAAGUGAUGUCAUAGAGAUCCCAAAGUUCAUUGGCUCAUUCAUGCCGGGGGAGGAGCUCAUAGCACUGAUGUCCCGCAGAAUUCGGGCCUCGCCGGUGGAUUUCCGAGCGGAUUCUGUAAAGCCUUUUCUCGUAACUCUGCACCCCCCUCGUGUAAAAACACAGCAGUUAUCAGACUUCUCCGUAUCACAAGUGCGCACGAACAAAAUCGGAUUAUCUGUGGGUGCCUGUGAAUGACUAAUGCAUCUGUUUUAGUUCGGGUCUGUGAGUCGUUUGUGGGUGAAUCGCAUGAAAAUGUGUUCAGGGCAUUUGUUUUAAACUGAAUCAAAAAAGAAUAAUUUGGUAUAUAGAAAAUGAAACUAGUGUGUCUUUUGCAUUGGUGGUAUUUUAAUGACAGUUAAGCGCUCAGCAACUCGGAUGGUCUUUACCGUUGCUUUAUUAGAGUGACAAAAUGCUAUACAUUUAAUUUUUUACCAUCUGUAUACUUUUAAAAGCAGAACUUUUUCCUUAUGUCACAGUGACCUAAAACAUUUUCCCCAUUAUGGUAACAGACGGUGUAAUGUAGCUUAAUUGUCGUGGAAAUAGCACCAUAAUGCAAAAGACCUUCUUUAUGCAAAAUACAAUUUCUGUCCUUUUGAUUUUAGAGUUUACCUGGACGUGUUCUCGACCGGUUUCGUGAGAUUCACCUUUGCUCUUGUAUGCAGUUUCAUCGGUGUAUAAACAUUUAGCUUUAUCCAUGUGUGCAUGUAUACAUGUCGCAGUGUGCUUGUAUUGUGUUUGUGUGAGAGCGAGUGUGUGUGGUAUGAAUAUGUAACUGAUUUGGUAGCAUGCACUGGGCCACUCAACCGCUCAGCCAGAAGCAGGAUUUACUUUAUUUUAUUUUUUCUCUUUAGAGCUGUAUAUCCAUCUGUAAAGUAUAUUAAAAACAAAUUCUACCUA
Molecule: messenger RNA, 2385 nt
Organism: Triplophysa dalaica
Lineage: Eukaryota; Metazoa; Chordata; Actinopteri; Cypriniformes; Nemacheilidae
Gene: ube2f
Product: ubiquitin-conjugating enzyme E2F (putative)
Exons: 10
Coding region: 483-1040 (185 amino acids)
Source: RefSeq, a predicted model, not a curated record